AUGGGAAAAUCCAAGAGAAAGUCUGUGGUAAUUAAUAAUGGGAACGAUAAUGGUGGUUGUGCUCCCGGUCGUUCAGAUAGUAGAACCAGAAGGGUUACGAGCCUACGAACAUCCACUUGGCCCUCAACAAGUCCUUAUAAUAUCAGCUCUACCAAUUCUGGUCGUAAAAAGCAGAUACCAGCUGAAGAUGGGAAACAAAAAGAGGCUGAAGGAGCAACCAAUAAAGAAGGCUCUGGCGAUGGAUUGUCAGGUCACGAUGACUCAUUAUUAGGUAAUCAAAUUAAUAUUGAUCCUUGCUCGUUGCCAAUGCCUAUGACAACUGUGUCUAAUAAUUUUUGUUAUGGGCAAACAGAUUGUCAGCAACCUAUGGUUUCAGACUUGGGCACUAGUAAUCCAAUCUCCCCCUAUCAUCAUUCAUCUUUGGAAAGUGUUCAUUAUAUGAUUGGUGCAUAUGUUCCUCAGCCAAUAAAAGAGAAAAUUAUUCGUGGUGAAUACCUUGAGCAAUCCACAUUAUUGAAAUCAAAUGACUCCAAUGCUAGGGUUUUUAGUAUCUCUCCUGAGGGUCAACUCAUUGCAAAAAAAACAAAAUGUGACAAAAUUAAUUACAAUUGA
This is a messenger RNA of Lottia gigantea (owl limpet), 612 nucleotides long. RefSeq lists its product as hypothetical. NCBI's taxonomy places the organism in Eukaryota, Metazoa, Mollusca, Gastropoda, Lottiidae. The transcript has a single exon. The record is from RefSeq and is a predicted model, not a curated record. The coding region runs from base 1 to 612 and encodes 203 amino acids.